UCCCCUUCUCCCUCCCUUCUUCUCUUCCCCCUCUCCCUUGCCUAUAACUUCCCACAGCUCAUUAGUCCGGCCCCAGUCAGGUCAAACUUUACCGUGCAGCCUAUCAGCGUGUUCCCUGGGUGAACCUCUCUCACACCUGUCCAGACCUAGCCGGCAGACACACGGUCACUGUGUCCUUCACGCUCACCGGUACCUUGGUCAUUCAACGCCUGUGGCAACAAUAAGGGUGGAAAAAAAAAUCAGCCAUUGAGUCUCAGAAGCUAGACCAUGAGGUGACGAAGGGGUCGGUGCGUCUCUCCGUCGCGACGAGCAUGGGGACCGAGAAGUGGAAGUUGGGGCACAGCCCUGCAUUUGGGGGUUGCCUAACUAGACCGCUGCUGCCACUGCUACUACUACUACUGCUGCUGUUACUGCCGCAGCUAGGGACAUGUCAGGCGUCGUGUCCAACACAAGAGACCCCAAACACUCUGACGGAGCCCCGCUAUGGGUCCCUGCCCAGCUUGGAUGUGAACAGUGGCUUCAUGACGGGGAUCGUGCAGUCUUUCCUGGGUCUCGUCCAGCCUAAUCCUUUUCCUAAAGAGUUGUUGUUCAGAGUUAUAGAGGACACGUCACAGAUCGAGGACGAAGCGACGAUAAAAGAGGUGCUCCGCUAUGAGAUCGGCUUCCUGGUGUGCGUGGCCAUCGGCCUCCUCUACAUCCUGCUCGUGCCCUUGGUGGGCUUCUGCCUGGCCUGCUGUCGUUGCUGUGGCAACUGUGGGGGCCACAUGUACCAGAAGCAGACGCGCCGCAUCGACUGCAGGAGGAGAGGCCUGUACUGGGCCACACUCGUCACCACACUCAUAUUACUGGCAGGCAACAUCUGCAUGUUUUUCAGUAAUGAGUCGACUAAGAAGAGCAUGGAGGAUAUCCCUCGGAGACUCACGACCACUCUGGACAACCUCAACACGUACCUGUCUUCAGUACCAGAGCAAAUAACGUCUGUGGUGAAUGAGAGCUCCCUGACUGUGGACACCGUUAGCAACAACUUAAACGACAUCGGCCCCUUGCUCGGCGCUGAGAUUCAGAAGGGGGUGGGGGGGCCCCUAAAGCCUGCGCUGGAUUCUGUCAAGAGCUUGGACCAAGCGGUGGACGGCACCAGCGGGGGGCUGACCCACCUGAAUGGCAGUCUCGUGCAGCUGCAGUCACACCUGGAUGUCCUGCAGGCCAACCUGACCGCCGUGCGGGACCGCAUCAACAGCACGCUUCGGAACGCAAGCUGUCUGGGUUGCAGCGGACUGCAGUCCGAGCUGGAGCAGCUGUCUGUGGACACGACCAUUAAGACCCCUGGUUUGAGUGAGCUUCAGUCAGCGCUUGAUGAGGCACAGGAGGCCAACCUGGGCUCCAUAGCGACGGAGGGCGAGGACUUCUUUGACGCUAUACCAGAGAAGGUGACAAAUGAAACCAGAAGCACGGUGCAAAAUGUUCAGACUGAGCUGAAAACCAUCAAGGACCAGAUCUCACAAGUGACCAAUAAAAUUCCACUCGAAUCACUGCAAAGUCUCUCGAACGAGAUCAGCGUUGCACGUGGCUAUGUUGACCAAUAUAGUCCUGAAGCAGAGGACGUCGAGACAUACAGGUGGAUUGUGGGAGCGGUGAUGUGCUGCCUGAUCCUGCUGGUGGUCGUGUGUAAUCUCCUGGGUCUCUUCCUGGGUCCGGCGGGCCUGAACUCCAUGACGGAACCCACGCACCGUUCCUGCACAGCCGACUGCGGAGGAGCCUUCUUUAUGGCAGGUGCUGGUUUCAGCUUCCUCUUCUCGUGGAUCUUCAUGCUGCUCGUUUUGAUCCUGUUCCUGGUCGGGGGGAACACUUACACCCUCAUCUGUAAGCCAUGGAGAAGUCAGGAGCUCUUCCAGAUCAUCGAUACACCAGGAUUGAUCCCAGGGUUCAAUCUGUCUGAAUCUCUCGGCCUGAAAUCUGAGCUGACAAUCACGGACAUCUACAGCGACUGCAGCAAGAACAAGUCUCUGUGGAUCACACUUCACCUGGAGGAGGUCAUUAACCUGAAUGAGUUCCUAAAUGUCUCCCAGUACACAGAGGAUAUCAAGGAGAGCUUUGAGAACACUGAUAUCUCCAUAGCAACUGUCACUCUUCUGACCCCUGCCAUUGUUACCCAGUUGAAGAGUUUCUCUGACAAAGCAGGAAGUGUCAACUUCAACAGUGCCAUAGAUCAGAUCAAUACAUUUUCCACUUUUGGGGCAAAUCUGACGGCGAUAGCAAGCAGGUUGGACCAGCUUGCAGUCAUUCAACCUGAUGCAGGUAUUAUGUCAGAGUUACGUCAGGAGGCAGAAGACCUGAGAAGCAUCAGCAAUGAAUUUAAUGUGACCAUCAAACCACAGCUACUGGAAGUGAAAUCCUCAAUUGAAAGUCUGACUGCCAACGCUUCACAGAUCAACGAGACGGUUGGGGACGUGCUGCAGAAGGCUGAAGCGGCGCAGAGCUUCCUGAACAGCAACACGUCGCAGAUGGUGAAGGACGAAAGCAGGGACUUUCUGGACUGUCAACUGAAAUACUUCACUGCUUUUGCUGAGUGGGCCAACGAAACGAUCACACAGCAGCUGGGUCAGUGCGGUCCAGUGGCAAGGGCUGUGGACUCAGCAGAAGCCAUCGUCUGCACACACAUAGUGGAGGCGCUGAAUGCCUUUUGGUUCAGUCUGGGCUGGUGUAUGCUCUUCCUCAUCCCCAGCAUCAUCCUCUCCAUCAAGCUGGCCAAGUACUACCGCAGGAUGAAGGAGACGGAUGUCUUUGAGAAUCCCAUACCUCUGACCUUCAUCCCACGUGCCGUCAUGAAGGCGCACUGAGAGGGAUGCAGGAGUUACAGUUUUCUGCAGUCAUCCUCAGGGAAUCUAACAUGGCUGCCCCUCCUGUCAGGACCGAAUAACAACACAAUGAUUUAAACUUUGUCAAAACGCAACAACACACACACACACACACACACACACACACACACACCAGUUACAGGAUCUCACACCUCAUAUCCAAAAAAGAAAUGUCCACAGAAGUCGGCAGGCCUUUAUGAUAGUUAUACUAAAUAUAGGAUCAUCAGUAUCAAUGCCACGUGUCAGGGGAGUCCUGUUGCCAUACAUCAAAAGUCUGUCAAACAUUUCAUUUUUUUCUUUUAUGCGCUCUCUUUUCAAAUUUUGCACAGUUACAUCGUUUUUGUACAAAUAUUUUUCUAAUUGAGACUGUACAUGUUUGUUGAUGGAAAAUGUGAUUUGUUGUAUACCCAGGAAUAAUCAAGACAAGCAUUUCAAAGCACUUUACUUGGUCUUAAAGAUAACAACAUUCGUCUCGAUGGAAGUCAGACAAGCAUUGUGCAAAGAUACUGUAUUAAAAAGGUACUACUGACUGAUAAAACACUA
This is a messenger RNA of Clupea harengus (Atlantic herring), 3398 nucleotides long. It is a transcript of the gene prom2, whose product is annotated as prominin 2. The record is from RefSeq and is a predicted model, not a curated record. Gene Ontology annotation, cellular component: cilium; microvillus; apical plasma membrane. Lineage: Eukaryota; Metazoa; Chordata; Actinopteri; Clupeiformes; Clupeidae. Gene Ontology annotation, molecular function: cholesterol binding.